AUGAAGUUCAUCAUUGCCGCCGUUGUCGCCCUUGCUUCUCUCGGCAUCGCUCAGGAGGAUUCCUCCGAUGAUUCCUCCCGCAGGUGCAAGCCUGGCACUUACCAAUGCCAGGGGAAGGAUGCAUGGGCCGUUUGCAGCACCGCUGGCCAGUGGGUGUUUGCUGGGAAAUGCCCAAAAGACACCGUCUGCAAGUUCUAUCCCCCAAGUGGCAGCCCCUACUGCGUGCCUCCCGGCUUCACCAUCCCGUAA
Molecule: messenger RNA, 249 nt
Organism: Metarhizium album ARSEF 1941
Lineage: Eukaryota; Fungi; Ascomycota; Sordariomycetes; Hypocreales; Clavicipitaceae
Exons: 2
Coding region: 1-249 (82 amino acids)
Source: RefSeq, a predicted model, not a curated record